Molecule: messenger RNA, 1563 nt
Organism: Arachis stenosperma
Lineage: Eukaryota; Viridiplantae; Streptophyta; Magnoliopsida; Fabales; Fabaceae
Exons: 4
Coding region: 1-1563 (520 amino acids)
Source: RefSeq, a predicted model, not a curated record
AUGGUAGCCGGCGGUGAGACAGAGAAGGCAGGAGACAGGGGAAGAGAAAGGGUUUUCGCGGUGGUUGUUCGGGUUUCUCAACUCUCCGAUAUGGCCGAUAAUGGAGUUCACCAAAUCACUCAGGCCGAGCUCCUGGCCCAGAUGGUAGAACUGCAAGCUGAAGUUCGAAGACUCGCUGAGAUGUCCACUCGAAACAACGCCGGCAAACACGAGGAGAACGGCCCUAAGGGCCCAGGCAAAGACAACACAGACCUACUGAAUGUCAAUCCUCCAAAGGAGAAGUUAACCUUGGACAACCCGUUCUCCGAGGAAAUCACCAACUAUCAGAUGCCAAAGAAUUUUACACUGCCCUCUUCCCUUGAGCCGGCUUUUCCCACAUACCUUGAUGGAGCUGCAUUACUUUGGUUUUCAAAAUUACCUGAAGGAUCAAUCUCUUCAUUUGAAAAAUUGGCGAAGUCCUUCAUCGACUACUUCGCGGCGGCGCGGAUAUAUGUACAUGGAUCAGACUACUUAGGAACCAUCCGCCAAGGUCCACAAGAAAGCCUAAACGACUAUAUGACGAGAUUCGCAGAGGCUACCAUGGAGAUAAUAGACCUGAACCCGGCUGUCCACCUACACGCCAUCAAGUCCGGUCUCAAGCCCGGGAAGGUCAGAGAAACAAUCGCGGUAACAAAACCAAAAACAUUGGAAGAAUUUCGAGACAGGGCGGCCGGACAAAUGGAGAUCGAGGAACUCUGUGAAGCCGAAAAAACAGAAAGAAGGCGACCCCGAAGGGAGGAAAGCCGAACAAUAAGGUCGGCCGACCACAAAGACUCCAGGAAACCAUUCAAGCUCACCCCAAAGUUCGACAAUUACACUUGGUUCAACACAAAAAGGGAAAAGAUAAUUAAAGAAAUACUUAAUGCCAAAAUCAUAAAACCUCCGACAAGAGCAGAAAAUUAUCAAGACCAACGAUUCGUCGACAAAAGUAAACACUGGGCUUUCCAUCAGAAGUACAGACAUACAACUGACGAGUGCGUCAUAGCUAAAGAUCUGCUGGAAAGAUUAGCUCGGCAAGGCCUUCUGGACAAAUAUAUCGAAGGAAGAAGACAUAAGGAAAACGGCCGAGACCCAGAAGAACGCCAACAGACCUUAGGGAGCAAAGAGGACAAUAAAUGGUCGAACAGUACACCACCAAAAGCCAUUAUAAAUUGCAUUUUCGGAGGGUUUGCCAGCAGAGUUGCAAUAACCUCGACAAGAAAAAGAAGCUACCGCGCAAUGCUGGCAAUCGAAGGAACAACCCCGCAAAACAAAGACAAGUUCGACCUUCAAAUCACCUUCAGCCAGACAGACAUAUGCUCGGCAGCACCAAAACUAGACGACCCGGUGGUAAUCUCUAUCCAAACAGGCGAGCUAUUGGUACAGGACGGAAGCAUAGCAACGCUUCACUCAAAUCACCAACAAGCUCACCAGUGCUACAACGCAAGCCUGAAGAAGUCGAAAAUAAAAGAGAAGCAUCAGCAAGAAGUCAAAGCGAUCCUCAGUCAGAAUGAGGUCCUAACCCUGGCCGAGCUCGAUCCCUGA